AUGCCUAAGACAAGCCAGCCAGGGAAGUACCACCUGAUUGUAGAUUUGUCUGUACCAGAAGGUAGCAGCGUGAACAAUGGCAUCUCUCCAGCCCUUUCCACACUGUCUUACACAUCGGUCGAUGAAGCAGUGGCAAUGAUAAUUGAGGCCGGUCAGAGUGCAUGGAUGGCAAAACUCGUCAUCCAGUCAGCAUACAGGAAAGUAGUACCUGUCCAUCCAGCAGACCAACCACUACUUGGUAUCCAUUGGAGGGGCAUAAUGAGCCCUACUUUUGGUUUACAGUCAGUGCCCCUGUUCUUCACAGCUGGGUCGAUGGCUUGUCAUGGGCAAUGGAGUGUUGCGGGGUUCGCAACCUAUUCCAUUACUUUGAUGCUUUUUUUUUUCUUUCUGAGCGGAGUCCAACCAGCACAAGCGGGCAUUGAGGACAGCAGUGGGCUCUGCCAGCACCUGGGCUUGCCGGCAGCUCCUCUAAAAGUGGUGGGCCCCUGCAAAACCUUCACGUUCCUUGGAACUGAAAUUGAUUCAGACCAGUGGGAGCUACAUCUUCCUGAGAAAAAACACAUCUGCGUGAUGAGUACACUCCAGGAAUAG
This is a messenger RNA of Amphimedon queenslandica, 591 nucleotides long. RefSeq lists its product as uncharacterized. The coding region runs from base 1 to 591 and encodes 196 amino acids. The record is from RefSeq and is a predicted model, not a curated record. The transcript has a single exon. NCBI's taxonomy places the organism in Eukaryota, Metazoa, Porifera, Demospongiae, Haplosclerida, Niphatidae.